Messenger RNA from Benincasa hispida (wax gourd), 2497 nucleotides. Its product is annotated as phenylalanine ammonia-lyase-like. Lineage: Eukaryota; Viridiplantae; Streptophyta; Magnoliopsida; Cucurbitales; Cucurbitaceae. Gene Ontology annotation, cellular component: cytoplasm. Gene Ontology annotation, molecular function: ammonia-lyase activity. The record is from RefSeq and is a predicted model, not a curated record. Gene Ontology annotation, biological process: L-phenylalanine catabolic process.
CCUUACCUAAUACUAAAACAGAGUCAUUUUCUUAUUAGUUUGUGCUUAGAAAGCUUUCCCCUAUUUAAACUACCCUUCUUCCACUUCUACUCUCAACAAAAUUGUUCUCAUUUCCCUCUUCCAUCCUAAAAGAAGAGGAAAAAGAAACCCCAUCUUUUUUCAUGGCACCUGCCCAAUUGGAACAAUUUGCUUACAAGAAUGGCUCGAUGGAGAGCCUCUGCACGAGUCAUGUCGAUCCUCUCAAUUGGGGUGUGGCGGCUGAAGCUCUUAAAGGAAGUCAUCUUGAUGAGGUGAAGAGGAUGGUGGAAGAGUAUAGAAGGCCUGUGGUGAAGCUUGGGGGUGAGACUCUCACUAUUUCUCAAGUGGCUGCCAUUGCCACUCGUGAUAAUGAUGUAGUUGUGGAGUUGGCUGAGUCUGCUCGAGCAGGUGUUAAAGCUAGUAGUGAUUGGGUGAUGGAGAGUAUGAAUAAAGGGACUGAUAGUUACGGUGUCACUACUGGAUUUGGUGCUACGUCUCAUAGGAGGACUAAACAAGGUGGGGCUCUUCAAAAGGAGUUGAUUCGAUUUUUGAAUGCUGGAAUUUUUGCAAAUGGGGUUGAGUCGAAUCAUACUUUGCCUCAUUCGGCCACAAGGGCAGCUAUGUUGGUGAGGAUCAAUACUCUUCUUCAAGGCUAUUCGGGUAUUCGAUUUGAGAUUUUGGAAGCUAUCACUAAUCUUCUUAAUCAGAACAUUACUCCAUGUUUGCCACUACGAGGAACAAUUACGGCAUCCGGAGAUCUUGUCCCUUUGUCGUAUAUCGCUGGGCUACUUACUGGUCGCCAUAAUUCUAAGGCCAUUGGGCCCAAUGGGGAAACACUUGAUGCUGAGACUGCCUUUAAACAAGCUGGCAUUCCUUCUGGCUUCUUUGAGUUGCAACCCAAAGAAGGCCUUGCUCUUGUCAAUGGCACUGCUAUUGGUUCUGGGUUGGCUUCUAUUGUCCUAUUUGAGGCAAAUAUUUUGGUUGUUUUGUCAGAAAUUUUAUCUGCUAUUUUUGCUGAAGUCAUGCAAGGAAAGCCAGAAUUUACUAAUCAUUUGACUCAUAAGUUGAAGCACCACCCAGGUCAAAUUGAAGCAGCUGCAAUCAUGGAGCACAUUUUGGAUGGAAGUUCUUACAUGAAAACUGCAAAGAAACUACAUGAAAUCGACCCCCUCCAAAAACCUAAACAAGAUCGUUAUGCUCUUAGAACUUCACCACAAUGGCUUGGUCCAUUGAUCGAAGUGAUUCGAUUCUCCACCAAGUCUAUCGAGCGGGAGAUUAAUUCAGUUAAUGACAACCCUUUGAUUGAUGUUUCAAGAAACAAGGCAUUGCAUGGAGGCAACUUCCAAGGAACGCCAAUUGGAGUUUCCAUGGACAACACUCGAUUGGCAAUUGCUUCAAUUGGGAAGCUCAUGUUUGCCCAAUUCUCUGAACUUGUCAAUGAUUUUUACAACAAUGGCUUGCCUUCUAACCUUACUGCAAGUAGAAAUCCGAGCUUGGAUUAUGGGUUUAAAGGAGCUGAAAUUGCCAUGGCUUCAUACUGCUCUGAGCUUCAAUAUCUUGCAAAUCCAGUUACAAGUCAUGUCCAAAGUGCUGAGCAACAUAACCAAGAUGUUAAUUCUCUUGGUUUAAUUUCUUCAAGAAAAACAGCUGAAGCCAUUGAUAUCUUGAAACUCAUGUCGUCCACAUUUUUGGUUGCACUCUGUCAAGCAAUUGACUUGAGGCACUUGGAGGAAAACUUGAAGAGCACGGUUAAAAGCACAGUGAGCCAAGUAGUCAAGAAGGUGUUGACCACAUCCUCCAAUGGUGCACUACACCCAUCAAGAUUUUGCGAGAAAGAUCUACUCAAAGUCGUUGAUAGAGAAUACACAUUUACAUACAUUGAUGAUCCAUGCAGUGCUACUUAUCCAUUGAUGCAAAAAUUGAGACAAGUUCUAGUUGAACAUGCACUCACCAAUGGUGAAAAUGAGAAGAACAUGAACACUUCCAUCUUUCAGAAGAUUAGUGCUUUUGAAGAGGAAUUAAAAAUAAGUUUACCGAAGGAAGUUGAAAAUGCAAGGUUGGCACACGAGAGCGAAAAUUCUAAAAUUGCAAAUCAAAUUAAGGAUUGCAGAUCUUAUCCAUUAUAUAGAUUUGUGAGAGAAGACUUGGGAACCAAACUUUUGACAGGAGAAAGAAUAAUAUCUCCUGGAGAAGAAUGUGAGAAGGUAUUUACAGCUUUGUGCCAAGGAAAGAUGAUUGACCCUAUCUUAGAGUGCUUAAAAGAAUGGAACGGUGCCCCUAUUCCUAUCUGUUGAAAUACAUAAGAUAAAAUUUGUACUUUUGAUAUUAUUUCUCUUUUAUUUUUUUCUGUCACAUUUUAAAAUUUGUACUUUUGCUAUUAUUUUUCUUUUAUUUUUUCUGUCACGUUUUAAGAGUUUGAUUUAAUUAAUGAAAAAGUCAGCAAACAAGAUAUUGUUGCUGUAAUUGCUUUGUUCUAAAA